This is a messenger RNA of Blepharisma stoltei, 1252 nucleotides long. The record is from the annotation of a GenBank genome assembly. Lineage: Eukaryota; Ciliophora; Heterotrichea; Heterotrichida; Blepharismidae.
AUGUCAAUCAAUCCUACAAUUGAUAUCGCUGAAAUUUCUAGUAGAAAAUCAGCCUUAAACGCAACAACAGCUUAUGAUGCUUCACAUAUCAAUUUGAACCAAGUUUACAAGCUUGAAGACAGCUUAAUGUAUUCAGAUGAUUGUCAUGAAAUCUGUGUAGCCUUAAAUAGGCAUCUUAUUGACUUGUAUAAAAACGAAGGGCUGCAGUAUUCUUUAAUUCCUUUUGGCUCUAUAAAACUCAAAAAGACAGGUCCAAUUGCAUUUGAAUUUGAAAUAGUCUCAUCAGCUAUUCCUGUCAAGGAUGAUUUAAUAACUUAUCAGGAAUUUAUAAAUAAUUCCUUAAGCUUAUACCUAUUUAAUCUUGUCAAAGUAUCGAGGAAACCUCUUGUAAAGAAUUUCAAAAUAGGACAAGAUGUGCAGUUUGUAGAUUCAGGAAGAACUUUUAAAGCCAAAAAAGUAAGCAAAAAAUAUAUGACCAUGAUAGUAGCUACUAUGGUGGAUAAUACGAUGGUUUUUAUAAAACCAAUAAUAAAUCGAUAUACUGUUGUAAAGAAUUAUUCUUUAUAAAUUUAAAACCAAUCCCUAAUUUUCAUAAAAAUCUUUCUUGCUUAUCGACUAUUUGACUAUUAAUUUUGAUAAUAAAUCAUAUAAGGUAGAUGGGCUUCCUUAUGAAUGCUUUAUUUUCUGCCACCUACAGCAUCCACAUAUUAUAAAAUGCUAUGGGUAUACUAAGUAUAAAAGCCACAAAUGUUUGGUCUUUCAGCAUAUUUCUACAGUUCUAGACUCUUAUAUAAGAAAUAAUAAUUUGAGUAUCCAAAAAUGCCUUAGUCUUAUCAUUGAAAUUGGUCAAGGACUUUUUUUUAUGCAUAUAAAACAUGUAGCAGCUAUGAAUAUUUCCCCGUGAAGCAUUUUUAUAAAUUCAAACUAUAAGCCGAUUAUUGCAGAUUUAGAAAAUGCAGUUUGCUUAGACUUAAUGCCUAAUCAGGUUUUAUGCUAUAAAGAAGAAGAUUAUGCUGCGCCUGAAGCACUAGAAGGGAUAAUAGAUUAUAAAUGCGAUGUUUAUUCUUAUGGGCUUGUGAGUUUUUUUAUUCUGACAAAGCAGAAUUAUAUGGAAACUCAUAAUUUGGAAAAUUUGCCGGAAAAUAUAAGAAUGGUAAUUGAAAUGAUGCUGAGUGAAGAUCCAAAUGAAAGGCCGAGUAUCAAAACUUGUUGUCAAGAAUUUGAAAAUAUUUAUAAACAGAUAAAUAACUAA